AUGGAUGAAGCACGUACAGAACAAGAGCCAUAUCAGCAUCACCAGGGACCAGUCGCCUCCCACGCGGCCUCGCGUGUCAAGUCACCUUCGACAGUACGCAGGCGGAAUGUGCGGUCUAAUUCUAAUGUGAAUGGCUUUGCACCCUCAUCAUCCACUCCCGGAAGGCUCCGACGCAGCUCAACUUUCUCAGACGCCGUUUCGGAGACUCGCCGAUCUAUAAAGUCAUCAACUGAUGACCUGUUCUUCCCCCGUGCUAGCAAUAACGUGGGAGGUAGCAAUCUUAAUAAUACGGACUCUCAUUGGCACUCUAGUCCUCUUUUGUUGGCUCUCUUACCAGGGCUGGGUGGACUUCUCUUCCAUAAUGGAGCCGCAGUAUUCACUGAUAUUUCUUUACUAUCCAUUGCUGCGGUUUUCUUAAACUGGUCUGUUCGGCUACCAUGGGAAUGGUACUUUGCUGCCCAGGAGCGAGUUCAGCUGGCGCCAGCAGCCUUUGACAUCGAAGAUUUAGAAGCCUCAGAUGCAAAGGUCGAAAAGUCUCAAGAGAGUACAAAAAAUUCUUCGCCCCUGGAUAAGCUAGAAAAUGAGGGAGGGCCCCGCUCUACCUCAUAUCAAAAGGAACAAACAGCAGCAUAUAAAUCCGCAAAACGUGAACUCCACACGCACGAGCUUUCAGCGCUUGCAUUGUGCUUUUUAUUCCCAGUUUUAGCAGCGUAUCUCCUACAUUCGGUUAGGCUUCAGCUAUCACGGCCAUCGGAAGGACUAGUUUCAAACUACAGCCUCACCCUGUUCCUGCUUGCGGCAGAAAUACGCCCCGUUUCUCACCUUCUAAAGAUGGUACAGGCAAGAACGCUCUACCUGCAACGUGUAGUGGCAUCAAACCACCUGAGAACUCUCAACGAUACAGCUCUCGAAUCGGAACCGGUUCUCGAGCUUUCUAAACGUCUUGAGGAACUAGAAUCUCGUCUAUCUAUCGGAAACUCGGAGCUUACCUUUAUUGAAGAAAGCCACACACCCAACCCCGGUAGGGAUCUUGUUGCGGAGGUACGGAAAGCCACUCAAGGCGAUAUUGAUGCACUCGACAAAGUCAUUCGCAGUCAGGAGAGGCGCUGUAGUGCUAUCUCAGUUAAGCUCGAUGCUCACAUACGAACCGUGAACAGCUACAUGGCGGACCUCAACCCACUAUUUACUGUCAAAAGCCAAGGGAAGACAAGGCACGAGUACAAUUUCAAGUAUAGCCCUUUACUUAGGAAUGUCAUAUCCACCAUUAUAUCUCUUACUACUACACCCCUACGGGUCGCCUGGUCCAUAGUUCAGUUACCCAUGUACCCAUUUUCAUGGGCAUAUCGUUGGGCUAUGCAGUCAUCUGGGUCGCGAGAAAAGAAGAGAACUAGGAAGCUACGCACUGCACAGCUGCCUCGUAAAGAAUGGAAUCAGAACCCUUUUGGCUGA
Microsporum canis CBS 113480 is the source of this 1449-nucleotide messenger RNA. RefSeq lists its product as hypothetical. The record is from RefSeq and is a predicted model, not a curated record. Bases 1 to 1449 code for a protein of 482 amino acids. The transcript has 2 exons. NCBI's taxonomy places the organism in Eukaryota, Fungi, Ascomycota, Eurotiomycetes, Onygenales, Arthrodermataceae.